GUAGAAGUGGAAACCAGACUAAUUUAAAGUCCUGAAAGCAUUUUUAGCAGGCGUCCUUGGAGACAAACCCUGGACGAUAUUUGGACUUGAAAAACAUCCUCUCCAAACAUCUGCAAUGGCAUCGGAUGAACUCCAAGCGAUUAUUACGGAAUUCCAGACCAAAGUGAAAGUUGAGGAAACACCUCUGCAACUUGAGGGAAAGUACGAGCCAAUCACAUCAGAGCCGAUAUGUCAACCCCUCAAAACCAUGGAGGAUGUUCUGACUUGGAAACCAGAGGGAGAUGAAUUCAACGUUCCGAUUGCUGAAUUGGCUGGGAGGGCGGAGCCUAGUGAACCCCGCCCCCGGACGUUGGUGUGUCAUGAUAUGAUGGGAGGUUAUGUAGAUGACAGGUUUGUGCAAGGCGUUCCUAAGACUGACUGCUAUCGCUAUUACCAUUGGCAGUACCUGGACAUGUUCAUGUAUUUCAGUCAUUAUUUCGUCACCAUCCCACCCCCUGGAUGGACCAAUGCAGCUCAUAAGAACGGAGUACCAAUGCUAGGUACCGUGAUCACUGAAUGGAACGAUGGUUUCCAACGGUGUACGCAGGCCUUUGCCUCAGAAGCCUCCUACAAGGCACUGGCUGACAAACUGGUAGCCAUCGCCAAAUACUACAAGUUUGAUGGAUGGCUGAUCAACAUUGAAAACAAGAUUCUGCCGCAACACAUGCCUCAGCUGGUGGAAUUCAUGAGAUACCUGCCCAGCAAAAUGCAUGAACAUGUUCCAGGGUCAAAGGUCAUAUGGUAUGACAGUGUCAUCACAGAUGGGUCAUUGCGAUGGCAGGACAUGCUGAAUGACCUCAACAGGGUUUUCUUUGACGCAUGCGAUGGAAUCUUUCUCAACUAUACUUGGAAUGCUGCCAAGUUAGCAAGCAGCGCCACAGCAGCAGGGAGUCGACAGUUUGAUGUGUUUGUGGGCGUGGAUGUCUUCGGACGGAAUUGCUUUGGUGGAGGCGGUUAUAACACCAACAAAGCCAUGUCUGUGAUUCGACAGAACAACCUGUCAGCUGCUAUAUUUGCUCCAGGCUGGGUGUAUGAAAAGUAUGGUGCUAAGGAAUUUGUUACAAACCAAACCAAAUUUUGGAGUUUACUGGAUGAAUUUCUACCUACCCAUGGCAUUGCAUCGUUGCCGUUCUUCACCAACUUCUGUCAAGGAUUUGGAGAGAUGGGCUUCAGAAAUGGCCAGGCUGUGAUGAAUAAAGCUUGGUGCAACCUGAGCGCGCAGCAGAUACAACCCACCUAUGACAAUCAUCAGUUUGACCAUGCACAGAGCAAUGGAGGACAGCGUAUAGCUCAUAGUACAGAGGAUGGGUACAGUGGAGGGGGUAGUCUGUUGCUGAGCGGCUACUUGAAUGCAGGAAUGGUCCAAAGCUUCAGAGUGUUUGACACCAAUCUGGCUGUAUCCCAUCCACUACUCCUAUCCUAUUCCAUCAAACCAUCGCAAGGUGUAGAUGCAUGUGUUUACCUGAGACUUAGUAACAGCAGGGAAAAGAUUCUGCUCUGGACAGCUGCAGAUGCCGGUAAAGAGAGUCAGCUCCCAGUCAGUGCCUACGGUCUUCACGAGUCUGAACUCCUUGACCCAAGGCUACCCCAGCUUGUUGGGAUCACUGACCAGUGUCGGGCCUUCGGACCGCUGAUUGGCCGCAGUCAUAAAGCCAUGCAGGAUGCAGCGUUAGGAAUGGAUAGUCAAGGUACUGCAUCAGGUGGAUGGAAGACAAGGCAUUUUCUCCUACCUGAAAGUUGCUUCUCUGCCGAUAGUAAAGUAAUUGAGAUGGGUGUGAUGUGCUUCCCUAAAACAGCUGAUGGAGACAAGAUUUCCUGCAGUCUCAGACUUGGAGAAUUGAAGAUUUGUGACCCUUCCGCGCUGAGAGAUCAAAUGACCCAGGUCACUGACCUAGAGUGCGUUGACCUUUCCUGGCACCCACCUCUACCCAUCUUCACCAAGGGUGAUGCAUUCUGGUCCCUCUGUGCAACUCUUCGCUGGAACUACGCCCCGGAUACGCUUCACUUUGAUGUCUACUGUCAAGGAGUCCAUCGUGAUCCCAACCAAUCCCGCGAUAUUAAGGAAACCGAUACCAUCUUCAUUGGCCGUGCCCACGCUAAGACGUUCCGCAUCUGUCAUCUGCUGGUGUCAAAGGUCGCAGGAAAUCAAGCUAGGUCAUUGGAGUUGAUUGUGCAACCCACAACGGCUGCUGGGUUUGCUGCACCACUGGCUAGCGCUACUAGAAUCAAGGUGAUGUACUCCUAAACAUAAUCAUGGUGCUGUCUGUAUCUAGGCUUUGUGCCGUGUAAGUCUUGGCAUGUCUACCAUGGCAGUUUGUGGUCCUAGGAAAUUUGCUUACAAUGAUACCUUAAAAAAGUUGCAGUUGUAUAUUACAUUUUAAUUUGAGAAUUAUUUUGUCUGGCUUUAUAAUGCGUCUCAGUAAAAUCCUAAUGUUCCUUACAUUUUGUAGAAAUUCUUCCUUUCUUUUUAUUGCUAUUAUAGACUUGAGAUUUUUUUUAAUCAGUUAUUUGAGAAAGUACAAUUAAAAGCUUUCCAAAUCACCUGAUGAAUAAAGGAAACUUUGGAGAAAUAAUUAUUGGCUAUUGUUUUAUAAUCGAGUCAGACUGAAUAUUCAUUUAAAAAUCUAUCCAUGUCAUUGGAUAACAUGACUUGCUCCAUAGCAGUAGGCCGAGUGUUAUUUAUUUUCUCAUGCAUUCUGGCAAUCAUCAUUGGAAUUAUUGGAAUAUGAUCAAACCAUAAAAUGAUAUAAGAGUUGUAUAAAUGUAAGUACAUAUAUGGCCACACCAAGUAUUACUGGCAUGAAUAUAUUUGCUGCUUUUAACAAAGAAAAGUUCUAUUUUGUAAUAUCUCUAGGGUAUUUGUGACAAAAUCAAGCACGUUUUAAGAGUCUUCAAUUUACUGAGUAUUUCAGUGUGCAAUAUCAAGUUGUUACAAAAUGCUUAUUGCAUGCAUAUUAAACUUCUCAUGUAACAGGAAAAAUAAUUAAAAAGGUUGGUGUGAUUAUUUUAAAGCUGUGAAAAAUGUUCACUUUGUGCCUUUCAUAAUGUCCUGCUACAUGUAUAAUGAAGAAAAAAUGGUAGUACAAGUAUGUGAAGAUAGAAAUUUACAAAGUAGAAAAUGUGCAAGUGUAUAUCUAAUGAAGCAAAUUUUAUUUUAUGACAUUUGAGUGAAAUACACUGAUGUUAAACUGUGUCAACUUCUAAUUACAUUGCAAAUAUUGCUAAUACAACGUAUAUCACAAAAUUUGCGACGCAUGACAAUUUGGUUAAGACGGAAUCGGCCUUAAAAUACUUAAGUUAUCGAUGUAUCUGUAUGCAUGAUUGUAAAGUGGGAUUUCUUUUUGAGAUGUGCACUGUUGGUUGUAAAGAGGCUGAAUAAAAAAAAAUCAAGUCUAA
Patiria miniata (bat star) is the source of this 3435-nucleotide messenger RNA. Its product is annotated as cytosolic endo-beta-N-acetylglucosaminidase-like. The transcript has 13 exons. Bases 116 to 2284 code for a protein of 722 amino acids. The record is from RefSeq and is a predicted model, not a curated record. Gene Ontology annotation, cellular component: cytoplasm. Gene Ontology annotation, molecular function: mannosyl-glycoprotein endo-beta-N-acetylglucosaminidase activity. Gene Ontology annotation, biological process: protein deglycosylation. NCBI's taxonomy places the organism in Eukaryota, Metazoa, Echinodermata, Asteroidea, Valvatida, Asterinidae.